AAGAUAGUCUAUCGCAUGGAUUGUCGAUACUGCUCUGCAGUAAUCUGUCUACGAGGCAUGAGGGCCAUGCUCUUGGCGGACACUUCAAUAGAGCUCUACUCGACCGAUCACCCACCAGGAUCGGUCCAGCUAAUUGACAAAAGUUACACAACACCGAACUGCAAAUGUAAGAUUCGAGAUGUUGCCUGCCGCGUCUGUGGAAAUGUUGUCGGCUAUCAUAUUGCACAGCCUUGCCAGCAAUGUCUUAAAGCCCCCAACAACGGCCAUUUUUGGAUGUUUCACGCAGAGGAGGUGAUAGGCCAUGGGCGU
Messenger RNA from Lobosporangium transversale, 309 nucleotides. RefSeq names its product protein FAM72. The annotation marks the transcript as partial. The transcript is spliced from 2 exons. The record is from RefSeq and is a predicted model, not a curated record. Gene Ontology annotation, cellular component: cytosol. Lineage: Eukaryota; Fungi; Mortierellomycota; Mortierellomycetes; Mortierellales; Mortierellaceae.